GGCAGAGCUUGCACUUCAAUGCGAUACAUUCUCCGUUGCAGAAAAGUCUCUGACAGAUACAUUGGGUCAGCCGGCAGAGCUUGAUACCAGCCCAGACUUAAAUGAUUGGAUAAAUGUCCUGAGGCGGGCGGGUGGCGGUGGCAGCACCUCCUCCACCAGCACUAUCUCUCAAAAACAAAGCAAGGCCCAGCUGGAUGGUCUUGUUUUCGCCCCCAGAGAAUGAGAGGGCCGGCCUUAGGGAGGUGAUGUCUGAACACCAAGAUGUCACAAAGAUAAUGCGCGAAUACGACCGUUGGUGGUGUAGGCACCUGGAUAGGAACAACCAACUCGAGCAUCUCAGAAGAGUCACGGUUAACGCUGAAAUACGGCAGAGUGACUUCAAUUCCCAACCAGCAAAAGAACGUCAGGAUGUUUCUGGUUCAGAAUCUUCAAUGAUUUUUCAUCCCCUGACGGACAGUUGGUCUCCAAGUCCAAGGAAUAGUCGGACAAAGCCCUUCGAACAGAUACGAAAAUCUCAGAACCAAUCUGUUGUAAAAACAACUGUAUCUGCUCAGCGUCCGAAAGCUUCCUCAGGGACAGCGCCAAUUCUGACGAAGUUCGCAAGAAAAAUAGCAGACUCACUGGACGUUGGUGGCAGCGAACCUGGGGACACGUCGUUGCAUCUUUCCUUGCCGACCCGUACGCAACGACCGAAAAAAACUGUCGUCCCCAAUCGGAUAGUCAAAUCGAAAUCCCCCUUGCUCAGUCUUGAUCGGUCAGAUGUAAUGGUCAACCCAGAGAACCGUAGUCACAUUUACCUGUCCAGUCCUCCGUCGCAAAUGCCUUUGUCCAGAAAGUCAGCCACCCAAUCGGCAGCCUUCUCCCCGAAGCAUUCGACGACGUUUACUGAUAUUCAGUCUCACAACCUUCCAUCCUCAUUCACCCUAGGCCAUGAUGGUUUCUUGUCUUCUCCAUCUCCCGGAUCAUCACAUGGCUCUGUUAGUCGACUGUUAGCCGCUGAUCGAGUUCGCAAAGUUCCUCCAUCUGCCCAACCAAAUCAUCUCCCAAUCAAUUCGCAGAGUACUCCCAAGAUUUUAGCGCCUAAUUCGGAUACUUCAUCUCAGCCAUUUUCACAGUCGCAACUUCAGUCUCAGUCAUGGGUACAUUCUCAAUCCCAAUCCCAAGAGUGUCCUCCCUCCCAGCUCCACCCCUUAUUUUCUCAAUCACUAUCACAAUCACAAUCUGAACUUCAUUCGCAGUUAUCAUACGAUCUGCAACCUAACGUCAGCGCCCAGUUCUCAGCCGAAGUCAAGCCACAUUCUGAGCCAUCUCUGCGACUGCCGCAGCCCUUUUCUCAAUCAUUUGCUCCUUCUGGGGUUUCACAGCAUGCGGAUGUUACACAGGCUGUGAAUCUGCCCCCGAGAUCUGAGCAAGAUGCAGGGGAUAUCGAUGAGCACGAUUCUCUGUUUUCUGCAGAUGAUUACGACGAUGAUUUGUAUCGAACACGGUCUUCCACCAGAGAAAAUACUGAGAACGGCUCUCUUUCCGUCAAUCCUCCGGAUACUCAGAACGAUAUGGAUGUGGAUGGUUUGUCAGAUGAAACGUCGGAAUCGGACUUGGAGUCUGAUAAGCAAUCUUCUAUGAAAUGUUCUAAUGGUCAAAAACAUGACGGCAGUGACACAGAGAGCCCGAACACCGGAAUUAAGUUGGAUUCGGAUGACUUCCAGACGCAGACAGACCUCUUUGGCUCUUUACAGAAAUCGCAGUUACAGAUGGCUGUACGUUCUAGACGGGAAAAGAAACGGGUUUCGUUAGGUUUCGACGAUCUCGAGGAACCAACACUAUCGGUUUCUUGCUCUCGGGCUAGCAUCAUUCAUCAUAGCCCAUCUGCGUGGGCAGCUCCUAGUUUCAUGCGCCAGACCGUCGCUCACGAAUCAGCGGAACCAUUAGGAUCACGAUCGAACUAUAUCCGCCCCGACGACACGACAAGACAACAAGAUAAAAUAGUCCUUGGCGCCCCGCAACGCGGCAACCCCCAAAAAUCUCGGCCUACAACUAGGAUCAUCGGAGAAACGCUUGAUGAGAUAUCGAGGACCCGGAAGAAAGAUACCAUCGCAACAACACGACAAACCUUACCCCGUGAGGAUGCCGAUAAUCAGAUGGAAGGCAGCGUGGGCAUGAAACGACCAUCGGGUAAUAAUCAGCCCCAUCGACCGUUGAAACGGGGGAAAAGGAAUGCUUCGCAGAGUAUUAGCGCGUUCGGAUCCGGCAGUGCCCACACUCACACCAAACUGCUUGGCUUCUCUGUAGCUCUGGACAAGACGGGUCUUCAGAACGUGGUUUCUUGGAGCAGGAUGAAGAACAUUAUUCUUAAUACGGGUAAAUAUCAGUCAGUAUUGCGGGAAUGAACUUUGACUUUGUACUUUACACUGUUCGACGGUACUCCUCGUGCUCCACUGUUGGUCAAGUGACAGACCUUGCCCCUACGGCGAUGCUGUCAUUGUCAAUGGAAGAAAGGAAAGCGUGGUAUUAAAUAUUAAUGUGUGGAUGUUCGGGAGUGGGUUUGAUAAAAGUGCUGCCAGUGAUUAACAAUCAUGAUUAAAAUACGAGCUCUAGCAGGCUCUAGUGUAGCAAGUCGUCAAGAACGGCAAGCUCGAGGACCGGGGAAGAGUGAUGAACGCUGAG
This is a messenger RNA of Guyanagaster necrorhizus, 2664 nucleotides long. RefSeq lists its product as uncharacterized. Lineage: Eukaryota; Fungi; Basidiomycota; Agaricomycetes; Agaricales; Physalacriaceae. The transcript is spliced from 5 exons. The record is from RefSeq and is a predicted model, not a curated record. Bases 195 to 2387 code for a protein of 730 amino acids.